Molecule: messenger RNA, 2195 nt
Organism: Acanthopagrus latus (yellowfin seabream)
Lineage: Eukaryota; Metazoa; Chordata; Actinopteri; Spariformes; Sparidae
Gene: cox10
Product: protoheme IX farnesyltransferase, mitochondrial
Exons: 7
Coding region: 122-1519 (465 amino acids)
Biological process (GO): heme biosynthetic process
Cellular component (GO): mitochondrion; mitochondrial membrane
Molecular function (GO): protoheme IX farnesyltransferase activity
Source: RefSeq, a predicted model, not a curated record
UCGACUCUACGCGUGACGUAUCGCCACCCGGAAGUGCUUCUCUUUACCUAACGAGGUCAAAAUGGCGGCUCGCAGCAUGUGAAGGGGACGAGACGGGAGCCGGCUUUCAUGAUUCGAGAACAUGUAUAAAACGCCAUGUAGCAGACUGUCAGGUUUGGUCGGUGCAAGCGUGAAGCAGAAAUUGGUUCAAAAUGUUCCUCGGUGUAGCCAGACGGCUCGCAGCCUUCUUCAGCUGCACAGAAGGGAUCCGUCGAACUGGCUGACGUACCAGCAUCUCAACUUCCUGAAGCGCCAGUAUGUCUCAAAGAACAACAGUGAGCUUCAGCAACGAGCCAUCCCGAAGCAGGCCCCGGUCCUGACCAUUGUGGAUGAGAGAGAUGACAGCGUUGAAAGACAAGUGCAGAGAAUAUCAGCCAUUGACCCUUUGGUUACACAAACUGUGUCAGAGGAUGUCACCAGUAACACCCAGCCUGAAAUAUCCACCUCGAAGCCCAUGACAGAAGAUGCAGCAGUACAGAGCGAUUCUGUGUCCAGUACUGAGACUCCCCACGUUAAUGUGGAGACAGAUUUGGUGAGAGAGGCACGUCUAGAAAAACAGUGGAAGCAGCUGAAGGUUGACAUGGAGGAGCUGCCGGACGUCUACGCCAGGCUCGCUAAAAUCAAACUCACAGCUUUGGUGGUAACGACUGCAGCAGCUGGUUUUGCCAUGGCUCCAGUUCCAUUCGACCCCGCCAUGUUCUUCGUCUCAUGUCUAGGAACAGGCCUCGCCUCCUGCACCGCCAAUUCAAUCAACCAGUACUUCGAGGUGCCCUUCGACUCCAACAUGAACCGCACGAAGAACCGUCCACUCGUCAGAGGACAAAUCAGUCCUCUCCACGCGGUGUCCUUCGCUCUGGCCUGCGGCGUUCCCGGAGUCGCUCUGCUCACGCUGGUGGUGAACCCCCUCACGGGCUUCCUGGGCGCCCUCAACAUCUUCCUCUACACGUGUUGCUACACACCGCUGAAGAGGCUCAGCAUCAGCAACACCUGGGUGGGAGCAGCGGUGGGCGCGAUACCUCCCGUCAUGGGCUGGACGGCUGCCACGGGCUGUCUGGAGCCAGGUGCCUUGUUGCUGGGCAGCUUCCUGUACUGCUGGCAGUUCCCUCACUUCAACGCCCUCAGCUGGAACUUGAGGGAGGACUACUCCCGCGGCGGCUACCGCAUGAUGUCCGUCACCCACCCGGGCAUGUGCAAGAGGGUGGCGCUGCGCCACAGCCUGGGCCUGAUCGGCCUGUCCUCUCUGGCGCCCGUGCUGGACGUCACCACCUGGACCUUCCCCGUCAUCUCCCUGCCCAUCAACCUGUACCUCAGCUUCUUGGCUUUCCGCUUCUACCGCAAGGGCGACCGCAGCAGCGCCCGGCAGCUGUUCUUCUGCAGCCUCUGGCACCUGCCCAUGCUGCUGCUGCUGGCGCUCACCUGCAAGAAGCCUCGCAGAGACCCGGAGGCUGCAGCUCUACCUCCAGCCGCUUUAGCUUCGUAGAUCGCCCCCCCCCCCACCUCACAGACCCUUCACCUUAACCCCACCUGUAACCACUCGAGGAGGCCGGAUGAUGGACGCAUUAUUUUUAACUGUGUGUUUUAACAUGCUGCUCGUUUUGGUGCUCGCUUUAGAUCAGGAAAUGAGCUGGAAAAUGAUUCGGAUCAAAAUGAGAUGAUUUACAGAAGAACACACGUAAUCAUUACAUCAGGUUGUAAUCAUUUGAAUGUGUGUGUACUGUAUAUAUUCUGUAUUUAUUUAUACUGGGGCCCGUCAGUUCCUCUCCCUCUCUGUUGUACAUGACUGAUGUUAAAUCUUGUACAGUGUAAAUUGCUCCACACAGAUCGAUGUUAUUUAGAAGAAGAGGAAAUAUAUAAAAUGUGCUGUUAAAAGCUGGACUUCAGGUUUUCAGUCAGGGCAUCUAUCAUGACUUUCAACUUGAAUCUGUCGCUUUGUGUUCGACUCUCGCCUCAGUCCUGAUACUUGACGGUUCGUUCACCUCGCUGUAUUUCACUACGCAGCAAAAAAAAACAAAACUGCACUGAUGGGUCCUCGUUCAUUUACCAAACAUGCUUUAACUCAACACGGUUCACCCAAACACAGAGAAUAACUCCCUCCUGUAAAUGAAACACACGGGCAGAAGAUGUUCUCUGAAAAUAAAAACACUUCAUGAUUGUAA